AUGAAAUUCAAUGACUUCAUUUCAGAAUACAUCGACAUCAUGAAUGGCAUAGGACAAGGCGACCCUAUAUCAAUGCUCUUAUACGUAAUCUACAACGCAGACCUGCUGGAAGCUCUACAUAGGUUGGACGAAGAUGCCAUCGGCUAUGUGGACGACGCCCUAGUGAUCUUGACAGCGAAAACUUUCAAGGAGAUGACCUGA
This is a messenger RNA of Laccaria bicolor S238N-H82, 201 nucleotides long. RefSeq lists its product as uncharacterized. Bases 1 to 201 code for a protein of 66 amino acids. The record is from RefSeq and is a predicted model, not a curated record. The transcript has a single exon. NCBI's taxonomy places the organism in Eukaryota, Fungi, Basidiomycota, Agaricomycetes, Agaricales, Hydnangiaceae.